AUGGAAACAACAGGUUUUAGCGUUGAUCCUACGAGUUCUGAUAAUCAUGCGACUAAUAGUCCGAAUUCAUCAAACCCCACAUCACCGACGAUGCGGAGGAUAAGCAGUAGCAGUUCUUCACCGAGAGCGAUGUCGUCUUCUCCGUUUCCGAUAAUUCGUUUCUUACAAGCACCUGUAACUACUAUAAUUGAAUACUCGGGUGUUCUUCGACCUAGGUCGAAUACCGAUUAUCACGAAUCAGAGAGCUUGAUUUCUAACCAUCAUCAUCGUGAUCAUAACUCGAGUGGUUCCGGUAUUGCUAGUAAUAGAAGUAGUAAUGAUGAGAAUAGCAAUGGGGAGGUUUCGAUUCGGAUAAUGGGUGGUGCAGACCAAGAAGAGGAGCGUGGUGAACCGGUUGCAGUGAACCAUGAAGAUGGCGGAGGAGAAAGGGAGGUGGCUGAUUCCGGUGAUGGAAGUGGUGGUAAUGGCGGGAGUAAUAAUAACGUGGAUUCAGCAUAUCAACAGCGGUAUGAUUUGCAGCAGGGGGAGAGAAAAUUGUCUGUUCUUGCUGGGUAUUGCAUAGUUUUCAUGCUUCAUGUGAUUGGUGUUUACUGGUGGUACCAAAAUGAUGAUCUUUGCUAUCCCCUUUUCAUGGUUCCACCAAAAGAAAUACCACCUUUUUGGAAUGCUAUUUUCACCAUCAUUGUAAAUGAUACGAUGGUAAGGCAGGCAGCAAUGGGUUUUAAGUUGGUAUUGCUUAUGUACUAUAAGAAUGGCAGGGGCCAUAGCUUUCGUAGGCAGGGUCAAAUGCUGACUCUGGUUGAGUACACACUUCUGUUAUACCGUGCAUUCUUACCUGCCCCUGUUUGGUAUCGAUUCUUUUUGAACAAAGAAUACGGGAGCCUCUUUUCAUCUUUGACAACAGGCUUAUAUUUAACUUUAAAGCUCACAUCAGUUGUUGAGAAGAUUGGAUCCUUCUACGCUGCAUUAAAGGCACUAUCGCGGAAGGAAGUCAAUUAUGGAUCAUAUGCAACGGCUGAACAGGUAAGCGAGGCAGGAGACCUGUGUGCUAUUUGCCAGGAAAAGAUGCAGGCUCCAAUUUUGUUGCGCUGUAAACAUAUAUUUUGUGAAGACUGUGUUUCGGAAUGGUUUGAAAGAGAAAGAACUUGCCCAUUAUGCAGAGCUCUGGUAAGACCAGCUGAUAUACGAUCAUUUGGGGAUGGUUCAACGAGCUUGUUCUUCCAGUUUUUCUAGAAGACCUUCCAUUCAUGUUUGGCACUCUCUUCUUCAACACAUUAGCAGUAAUUUUUUUUGGCAUUUCCCCUUCAAAUUGUACAGUUGUGCCUAUUAUUAUUAUAUUAUCAUACAUCACAUAUACAUACAACAUAUAACAAAAUGGGAGAGGAUUUUUACACUCAACACAGAUAACUAAACUCAUUGGAUCCCAUAUAAUAAACACAGCUUCAAACAAACUUCUUACUUGACAUUUUUACUGAUAAAAUGUGUUGGUGGGGAAUUCAUGUGAAAAAGGCAGGCUCUACACGUCACUCAUAAUCAAAUCGACUCAAAUAACUCUUUGGAUCGUGCAAGCAACACUUUCCUAAAGGUGUAGAAGAUGUUUGGAUUUCACGAAAUCAACAGUCCAAUCGUGCACAAAAAGUAAAUCACCAAAUUCAUGUAGGUUUGUUUCUUAUUAUAGAUUGUAAAAAGAG
This is a messenger RNA of Lactuca virosa, 1691 nucleotides long. The record is from the annotation of a GenBank genome assembly. NCBI's taxonomy places the organism in Eukaryota, Viridiplantae, Streptophyta, Magnoliopsida, Asterales, Asteraceae.